UGGUAUCCUGUAGUACUCACGGUGUGGUGCGUUCACUAAGUUCUAACGUGCACGAACUGAUGUGGCUUUUUUCAGGACGGCUGAAUGCGCACUGGAGAUUUGUCAACUAACUCAGAGUCGCACGGUGUUUAUAUUCGGACACUCGCUACAGUCCCCUUGUCAAAAUGUAAGCUGCUGUGUUUUUUCCCCUUGAUAUAUACACAUUUGCUGGUUGCAGGCAAGGAUGCCAUCGUCUACUGUAAUGCCAACUAUUACCCCAGAGGCACUGAAAGAGCUACUAAAGUACUACAAUCUAUCUCGACAGGAGUUUAUAGAGACGUACAACAUAAAGCCUCUUGUUUACAUCCCCGAGUUACCCUCAGGAGCGAAGACGACAUUUGUCAUCAUGUAUGCUGUGAUUUUUGUGUUAGCACUCAUCGGAAAUAGUUUGGUCGUUUACAUUGUUGUUCGAAAACGCACGAUGUUAACAGCAACAAACAUUUUUAUUUGCUCCCUGGCGGUGAGCGACCUCCUCAUCACUUUCUUUUGCAUCCCUUUUACCUUAUUACAAAACAUAUCCUCAGAGUGGCUUGGAGGUGUUUUAGUGUGCAAGACUGUCCCAUUUGUCCAGACAACAGCAAUCGUAACAGGCAUCUUGACAAUGACUUGUAUUGCCUUGGAGAGAUAUCAGGGAAUAGUCUACCCAUUGAAAAUGAGGAGACAGUACACUCUGAAAAGAGCCUACAAAAUGCUAGGGCUGGUUUGGAUAGCCUCUGUGAUCGUGGGUUCCCCCAUGCUGUUUGUGCAACAGCUUGAGGUGAAGUACGACUUUCUGUACGACCAGCAUCACGUGUGUUGCCAGGAGCAGUGGCGAUCCCUGAGGCACCGGCAGGUCUACUCCACCUUCAUCAUGGUGGCGCUGUUCCUGCUGCCCCUGGCGGCCAUGCUGUUCCUCUACACGCGCAUCAGCAUCGAGCUGUGGGUCCGCAAACGCGUGGGCGACUCAUCGGUCCUCAGCACCAUGAACCACCGAGAGGUGAACAAGAUCUCAAGAAAGAAGAAGAGGGCUGUCAAAAUGAUGAUCACCAUUGUGCUGCUUUUUACAAUCUGUUGGGCUCCUUUUCACACAGUGCACAUGCUCUUUGAAUACAAUGACCUGGAGAAACACUACGAUGAGGUCACUGUCAACAUGAUCAUCGCGGUGGUGCAAGCCAUCGGCUUCUUCAACUCCUUCAACAACCCCAUCAUCUACGCCUUCAUGAACGAGAACUUCAAGAAGAGCUGCCUAUCCACACUCUCCACGUGUCUUCUCAAGCCAAACCACCACCAGGGCGGUGCCAUUGACCGACCCAUCCACAGUGUGCAGUUCAGCAAGCCCCUCAGAUGGGGGCCGUUCCAGAGCAACAGCGUGGGCAACGCCAACUCUCAGCAGCACCUGGCCGACAACGGGGGCACGUCGUCGUCCAACCCCGACGCGUUCUCUGCCUUCCCCGAGGUCAAGAUCUCUGGCAUCACCUCGCAGUUACCCGCCAACAGCUCUCAUACAAAAUGAAACACAGGCGUGCAGUUGUCUCAAGCUUGGCAAUGAAGAGCCUUGGUGUUAAGGCUGGGGGACACGUUUAUGAAUCCAACUCUAGCUUGGCUGAAACUCCAAGGGAACUCCAAACAGAAGUGUUUACUGCAUCGUAUUAAUGAGACAGGUUACAUCGUGAGGAACCUGAACAUGAGUUUGUCUUGCUUCACUGUUGCGGAAAUGUGUGAAGAUCAAGGUCAUGUAGUCAGUCCCAAGGGAGCACUUGUGUUUAUUGUCGGUCACUAUGAAGAUAAGUGUCUGCUGUAGGCUACUAGUAAAUGCAGCUGCAGCCAAGUACAGAUCUCUUGAGACUAGCCGGUGUUUUCUUGGACAUAAGGGUUGGUAUAAUUGUGGGGGCAUGGUAACAUAUCCUCCUGAGAACCAAUCCAUAGACCUAUGUCCUCUGUAGUGGACAUAAGUUCUAGAAGCAUACCCCUUCACCCCUUUGAGCUAUUCUAUCAAUUCCUGUGGUCUUUUAAAGAGGACAUCCUGGGCUUUCUAAUGAUAUAUCAUGUGAUUGGCUGGGUUGCUGGGAACCUCCUCUUCCUGGUUC
Molecule: messenger RNA, 2105 nt
Organism: Alosa alosa (allis shad)
Lineage: Eukaryota; Metazoa; Chordata; Actinopteri; Clupeiformes; Clupeidae
Gene: qrfprb
Product: pyroglutamylated RFamide peptide receptor b
Exons: 6
Coding region: 224-1531 (435 amino acids)
Biological process (GO): G protein-coupled receptor signaling pathway
Cellular component (GO): membrane
Molecular function (GO): neuropeptide Y receptor activity; peptide binding
Source: RefSeq, a predicted model, not a curated record